AUGAGUAGUGUUUACAGCACACUGGAGGUCAACCAUGUGACUCCCGGGGUCACUGGACCGAGCACUCACAAGUUUACAGACAAUGAUGAAGUUGUCCUCUGUUGUUUGGGAUCCAAAGGAGAAGAUAUCAUCCAUCCUGGUCCAGUUAGGACUGGCGACAUUAACUACUCUUUUUUUGUUGGAUUACCCUAUUUGCAUACAACUCUAAAUUCUGAAGUCCUUCAAACAAGUGAAAUCGCUGCAGUUCUCGACCAACUUUUACAGGUUCCUCACUCCAACAUCAAAAAAAUAGACAGCUAUGAAUUGGACAGCCUUCUGCAUUUUCUCCUAUCUGGAAUUAGUGCUACCAGAGACUCACAAGAAUAUCAGAGAAAGUUGAAGACAUUACCUCUGUUUGAAACAGCACACGGUGAACGGCAGAGCAUCGAAGGGUGUAACAAAGUGUUCAUUCUGAAGACAUGCUUUGAAAUGAUCCCUGAUUUGUACUGUAUUGCUGCAAAUGGACACAUUGUCCUGAAUAACUCUUCUGUCAACCAGAAACUCUCAGUAACCCUGAAAAUAAGUGCCUUAACUGACCUAGAGUUCUAUGUGAAUUUCCUGCUGCCCAUAUUCCACACACUCACAGAAAAACAAGUUAUUGACUCAAUUUUCCUGCUGUUGGUUUUAAAGCAACACCAAACAUACAAGAAAUACAAGGACCAGAUUGUAGACCAACUAAGACGUGUUAGGUUUAUUAGAGACAUCCAGGGUACUCUUCAAUUGGCCUCCUACUUUUUUGAUGAGAAAGAGCCCCUUUACAAGAUCAUGCUUCCUCGAGAGAAAUUUGUACCACCAACAUUCUGGGAAGCAUUUGACCAUGAGGAAGGAUCAGUAAGACGGCUACUGAAGGAGCUUGGAAUGAAACACAUUGUUUCAGAUGUUGAGAUUAUACGGUUCGCAAACAUGAUUGAGUCAGAAGCACGUGGCAGGACCUCAAUUGAUGAGCUGAAGAAGAAGUCUUCUGCAUUAUUCAUUAAGGCUUUGGAGUACAAUGCCACAAAAAAGGACUCUAACUUGUUGAAAAGGAUUGCAACCAUCAAGUUUGUCUUUCCUUUGAAAAUUCAGAAAAAACUGUGUAAUUACCACCAACCGUUUGCUGGUGAAAGAGAUGUGGUUGCAAUCACAGAGUCUUUGAUUGACACAAACUCUGAUCAUCAGUAUCUCAUUUGGUCUUCCACACCAAUUCUACCCACAGACAAACUUAAUCAAUCUUAUCUCAAAGAUUUGGUUAAAGCAGGAGCCUUUCAUCAGCCACCCUGUGAGUUAGUGGCCCAGAACCUGAAAAACAUCUGUCAGUCAGAAUGCCCAAACAUUCAUUUGAGAAACAUCAGAAAAACAGCAUUUUGCCAAUCAUAUGCAUACUUACAAUCAAAGAAUUUCAGGGCAUCUGAGCUUCAAGACCUGCCAGUGGUUCUUGUUGAAAAUGAUGCUAUUCUUGUGCAAGCCAGUCGAGCAGUGCUUAGUCUUGAUAAUGACCUUGAGUUUAGGCCAUAUCUGUAUAAAAUCAGUCCACAGCAUGCACUAUAUGCUGAAUUCUUUGAAGGGAUCGGUGUGAAGGAGAGACCCACAAUAAGGCAGUACAGCAUAGUCCUCAAGGACAUUUAUAUGGACAGCAAAGGAAAGGAAACUCUUAAUGCAAAUCAGCAGUUAACCGUCAAACGUGCUGUGCAGCACUUGUUUAAACUAAUUGCUGAUCAACCAAAACAAAUGCAAUUUCCAAAGCACUUGUAUCUACCAUCAACAGAUGGCAAACUGUACAAAUCCCAAGACCUCUACUUCAAUGAUACUGUCUACCAGACAAAAAGACUGGAAGACUCACUGAAAGACAAAUUCAGACUCCUAAUGAACCUGGGUGACUGUCACCUAGGAGAGGACCCAUAUAAACAUCAGAAGAUGCUGCAGUUGUUGCCUAAAGACAAUCGACCAACAAUGUUGUCUCAUAUCACCUCUGAAAGCCUUGUGGGUUCUAGGAUGAACCAGUGUGAAUAUGGAAAAAGCUGUGAGUUCAGUGGUUGGUUUGAGAAACAUUUAUCCUCCAGUCCAUUUUUACAUGGUCUCACAUGUUUGAUCAGAGAACAAAGUAAAGGUGAUGUGUCUCAAGCUGAUGCUGUUGAACUAUGCCAGAAUACCUUUGGAAGACUUCAAAUAAUUUGCUGUGAAAACCUUGAGACAGAGCUUCUCUUACAUCAUGAGCCACUUGCUCACACCACUUCUGAAACACAAGUGUAUGUGACAAAAGAGCCACAGGGCUGCACAUUCUACCUGAGACACAGUGAUGAUAGGGGCUUUAGGGUAAUGCAUGAGGUGGCUAUGACACUAACCAAAGAAAUCAAUUCCUUGCUGCGGAAUGCUUUACACCCAAACAGUCUUCUGGGUUUGGGUGAGCUUUUGUUAUGUGAUACACAGGAAGAAGUUGAGAAGACACUCGAAAAAUAUGGAAUCCGUAACAGUGCCAUCAAAGUAGCACUUCAUCAUCCAGACCCAGGGAGUCUAAUACCAGAGGAAUGUUAUGAUGUUCUUGACAUGAACUUUAUGAACAAUUAUGAAAGAGGCGAGUAUGUUGGCUUCAAAAAGACAUCAGAGGAUGAACACUAUUACCAUGCAGUGAUUGUUGAGCGUUUGGCUGCAUUGCAUGAAACAGGCCAAUAUUGUUGUAGAUAUAAAAUAGAAAUUGGAAAGGAUGAGUUUGUUGAGGUAAGCUCCCUUGAUCUUUACCAGUUUAAACGUGAAAAAACAUCUGCUUCAAAGCAAAGCGUUUGUAGAACAAUACAGCUGGUGGAUGGACCUGUGCCAUCACCUGAGGAAGACUUCCCGGAGACGUUUGAAGAAAUCAAAAGGGAAAUUGAUAAGUACCUGACAGAAAUCAGGACUCUGUCGAAAGAUGAGCAAGCCAAAGCCAUCAGACGCCUGUAUCUCCGGUGGCACCCAGACAAAAACCCAGGGCAGGAAAAGCUCGCUAAUGAGGCUUUUAGGUACUUAAAAAACAAAAUUAGAGAAUUUGAGGCAAAUGAGACUGUUUCUAAAUCAACUACAAGGAAUUUCAGCAGACAAAAUGAGACUGCACAAUCCCAUUUCCCAUGGAAUUUUGAAAACUUCUACCCUCAGUGGAACACCGAAGCAACACGUCACCGUCAAGGUCGAGAGAGGUCCCACCACAACAGUACCAGACCCCAGAGUGAUUUUUGGGCAUUUCAGCAGGAAAUGCCAAGAUCAGACAAAGUGGAAGCUAAGCGCUGGUAUUUGCAAGCCCAGUGUGACCUUAAUGCUGCCCACAAUGACACAGGGGGAGUGACCACUGAGUGGUGUCUGUUCAAGGUUCAUCAGGCUGUGGAGAAGGCUCUGAUAGCAGUGGAGUACAGACGGAGUGGAAAACCCUCUCCCACCAGCUCCAUCUCUAACCUUGCUAAGAAGGUGUCAGGCUACAGCCCGGAGCUGAACACUUUGCCAGGCCUUGUGAGCCGAUUAAAACGUUUGGGUGUAGAUGGCAAAACAACUCAGUACCCCAACUACCAUGAUCCUCCUAAGAUUCCUAACAAUGCAUUCCAACCUGAAAAUGAAAAAGAGGCUCUUGAUAUCACAUUAGAACUUCUGCAGAAAGUGGAUUCAUAUGUAACAAACUGAUUAAAAAGUAGAGUUCUGUUUGUACUUUUUGUAAUUGUAUUGUUAUUCCUUCUUAAUUUUUAACAUCUUUGAAAUACUUUUUAUGGUUGUAUCAUGAUUCUGAUGUUCACUAUGUUCUUAUAUUCACUAUAUAAUAUAUCACAGACAUGAUUUAUCUGUGUAUGAAUGAAUUAUUACUGAAAAUAUUGUUGCUUAGAAUGACAGUUAGUAGUUAAUCACAAAGAAAAGUUAAGGGAAUGGUGAUUUGUUAUGAUUUAUUCAUCAUUUAUUAUGGUCAUAAUCUAUCUGUGGUUGUGUCUUUCUGAAAAUAUGCCUAGACUAUUAAUGAAUAGUUUAUCGCAUAAAAAAGAAGAGGAAACAUAUUGAAGUUAUACUACUUAAUAAAGUUUGCUUAAUGAAA
Molecule: messenger RNA, 4060 nt
Organism: Alosa alosa (allis shad)
Lineage: Eukaryota; Metazoa; Chordata; Actinopteri; Clupeiformes; Clupeidae
Product: sacsin-like
Exons: 2
Coding region: 1-3660 (1219 amino acids)
Source: RefSeq, a predicted model, not a curated record